CAACUAUCGUCCUGUUAUUGCUUGCUAUUCUCUCUCGAACGAUCUUUGUUCUUCGUAGUAAGCAAAGCAAAAAUGGUGAAAGGUCCAGGUCUCUACACUGACAUCGGCAAAAAAGCCAGAGAUCUUCUGUACAAGGAUCACAACAGUGACCAGAAAUUGAGUAUCACCACUCAGUCUCCAGCCGGUGUUGCCAUCACUUCAAGUGGAACUAAGAAAGGUGACCUACUCUUGGGAGAUGUGGCUUUUCAGUUGAAGCAGAAAAACAUCACUACUGAUUUGAGAGUUUGCACUGACAAUACCGUUUUGAUCACUGCUACGGUUGAUGAGGCUGCGCCUGGACUCAAGUCAAUCUUCAGCUUCAGGGCCCCUGACCAAAAUUCCGGAAAGAUUGAGCUUCAGUACUUGCAUGACUAUGCCGGUAUCAGCACGAGCAUGGGAUUGACUCAGAACCCGACUGUCAACUUCUCUGGUGUCAUUGGAACCAAUGUGUUGGCUGCCGGCACAGACGUUUCCUUCGACACCAAAUCCGGCAAUUUCACCAAGAUCAAUGCUGGGUUAAACUUCACUAAGGAUGAUUUAAUUGCAUCCCUUACCGUGAACGACAAAGGAGAUUCUAUCAACGCGUCAUACUACCACAUUGUUAACCCGCUGUUCAACACUUAUGUUGGAGCAGAAGUGAGCCACAAGUUCUCUAGCAAGGCCAACACCAUAACCGUGGGAGCGCAGCAUUCACUUGACCCCUUGACCAUGGUGAAGACACGGGUGAACAGUGCGGGGAUAGCUAAUGCACUCAUUCAACACCAGUGGACACCCAGGUCCUUCUUCACAAUCUCUGGAGAAGUUGACACGAAGGCUAUUGACAAGAAUGCUAAGGUUGGAUUGGCUCUUUCUCUCAAGCCCUGAAAAUGAACUAAGCAAAGAAUAGUUUUUUCCGACUUGGUUCUAUUUGGUGGCUACUGCUAAAAACUUUCCCCAUUUUCUUGUCGGCUUUGUAGAGAAUAAAAAAGGUUGAAAAGAUCGUCUGUCUUGUUGACAUGAUGAAACACUAAAAUCCUUUGAGUUCUGUUUCUAUUGUUUGCUAUGCACUUUGUUCUUUUCACUCGAUAUUUUGUUUUCGCGACUUUCCUGAGAUUAAGCAUUGCUUUUUUUGUGUCGGAUUUUUC
Molecule: messenger RNA, 1163 nt
Organism: Eruca vesicaria subsp. sativa (arugula)
Lineage: Eukaryota; Viridiplantae; Streptophyta; Magnoliopsida; Brassicales; Brassicaceae
Source: the annotation of a GenBank genome assembly